Messenger RNA from Sander lucioperca (pikeperch), 4701 nucleotides. It is a transcript of the gene daxx, whose product is annotated as death-domain associated protein. The coding region runs from base 502 to 2775 and encodes 757 amino acids. NCBI's taxonomy places the organism in Eukaryota, Metazoa, Chordata, Actinopteri, Perciformes, Percidae. The transcript has 11 exons. Gene Ontology annotation, molecular function: histone binding. The record is from RefSeq and is a predicted model, not a curated record.
UAGGCGGUAAUGCACCUAUGAGAGGGUUUGCCAGCCGCCGUUACAACCCAAAGAAAAAGAAGAGCAAGUCACCCAAUGGCUAACGACAUUACUGACUGUAAACCAUCUGUCAACCAAUCAGAAGAGGCAUUGGUGCUGAUAUGACUUUAGCGGGUACACUUUCGACAAAGAGGUUUCGAUCACCGCUCAAUAGCAUAGCGAAGUUUACAAGCAUCGUUUGGUAGACAGAAAGUCUGCGCGAUUGAAAGUACGGGCAUAAACGGUACCGCGGAUUUGUUCGUCUAGUAAGUUGUGUCAUAAAAAACAACAUGCGGGCUUUUCUUAUGUCUCGUUAUUUUCUUACUUCGCUUACUUUUCGGUCACAAUGCUAACUAGCCAGCUAACGCUAACGUCAGCUAAGUAGAACAUAAUUUUAAUGGUGCAUCGUGGUGGAACAUUAUCCUCUCUUGUCGUCACGUUAAACAGCUGAUAAACAAGAGCAGAAAGCACCAUCGUUAUUGGAUGGCAGUUGCCCCUUCCUGGAUGGCGGAUAAGAUCAUAGUCCUUGAUGAUGACGACGAAGAGGAGAGUCCUCAACCCUCCUGUGCUGCCUCCACCUCCGCCUCGUCCUCUAAGCAUCAAGCCAAACAUGUCUCGCCGAUCAAAGCUCCGCAGCCUGCCCCUACCCACAUUACCCAGUCCCCUUUUGCCUCAGCGAAGAAGCUGACUCAUGUUCUGCAGGCAGAGAAUCAAAAGUUGUUCGCUGAGUUUGUGGAACACUGCUCAGCUCUCACCCAGACGUGCCCCGAGGUCUUGGCCUUCCUCCAAACCAAACACACCAAGGCCUCCCCUGACUAUCUGACAUCCGUGGAGUUCAGGAACACCUUGGGGCGAUGUUUGACUCGCGCCCAAGCCAACCAUUCCAAAACCUUUGUCUACAUCAGUGAACUGUGCACUGCACUCAAGCAGCAUGCAGCCAAGCGGAGGCUGACCCUCACCAAGGUUAACCCCGGGCCCUCUACCUCAUCAUCAAGUUCUGUCUCUGUUGCGCCCAAAAGGGAAGACGAGGCUGAAGUUAAGAGGGAUGAGGAAGAGGAAGGAGUGAAUACGACAGCGGAGGAUAAGCCUUCCACCUCAGGGCUGCAGGAUGGCAAUAAUGAGGAAGCAGAGAAAAAGGCAAAGAGGGCAUCCAGGAAACAGAUAGCGUACCUGGAGAACCUACUGAAGGUGUACAACGACGAGAUCUGUCGCCUGCAGCAGGCUGAGCUGAGUUUGGACGACCUGGGAACUGAGGACUCCCUAUACAUCCAGGAACACAAGCUCAAACGCAAGAUGAUGAAGAUUUAUGAAAAGCUGUGUGAACUGAAGAACUGCAGCACGCUAACAGGCCGAGUCAUUGAGCAGAAGAUCCGCUACAGCGGCACUCGUUAUCCUGAGAUCAACAGGAAGAUUGAGCGUUUCAUCAACAGUCCUGAGGCGCUUAGGAACCCUCCAGAUUACCCAGACAUCCUCCAGCAGGUGCUGCGUGCCAAUGAGCGCCACAAUCUGUCCCUGAGCCGAAAACAGCUGAACCAGUACGCCCAGGAGGCUUUCAGGGAGACCGGGAGCAAAAUCCAGGAGAGACGUCACCUGGACCUGGUGUACAACUUUGGCUCGCGCCUCACUGACCCCUACAAGCCUGCCACGGACCCGGCUCUGGCGGACCCGUCACUGCUGCGGAAGCUUCGGGCGAACAGAGAAGUGGCUCUGUCCCGUCUGGAAGAGGUCAUCACUAAGUUUGCCGUCAAACAAGAUGACACGGAGGAGCACGAACGGGCCAAACGACUGGAGAAAGACAGCAAGGAGAAAGAGGUGCACAAAUCAGAAAAUGGAGAAGCAAAAAAAGUGGUGAACGGAGUGGCAGAGGAGGAGGAGGAGGGGGAGGAGGAGGAGGAAGAAGAAGAAGAGGAGGAUGACGAUGAAGAAGAUGAAUCGUCAGACCCAGACAUCGAGGAAGAAAUCCAGGCCAGCACGCAGCAGGAUGGACCAGACGAUGAUGAGAACGAUGACGACGACAGCAACGAGGCGGAACCAGCAUGUGACGGUACCAACAAGGAGGAUCAGACGGAUCAGCAGACGAGAAGCGUGUCUCCAGGGGAAGAAGGAAGCGCCAAAGAUGAGGACGAGGAGCCAGUCACAAGUGGACUCAGUCCUCUUUCUGAUGACAGCGAGUCUCUAAUCCCUCCGCUGUCUGCCCUCCCCUCCCCUAGACAGAGCCCCAGCCAAUCAGAGCCAGCGCAGACAGACAGCCAGACGCCGUUGUCUAACGGUAAACCUGCAGGAUCAGAGGAGCCCGUGGAUUCCUCCAAUCAUGUUCCAGUCGUGCUGGUAAGCACCAGCAACGUUGCUAAGGACUCUGCCGCCGCCGUCUCCGCAGCAGCGGCCAACGGAGUGUCUUUGCCCCUGUCGCCAGCAGUCGUCGUAGAAAACUGCGACACACAAACUAUCAAUGGAACGUCGUCAUCGCCGCCGCCCAGCCCCAAGACCACGAGGAGCAGGAAGAGGAAGAGGGGGGAAGUAACGCCAGGGAACUCCCGAAAGCACACACUCAUCCAUGACAGUGAGGUGGAUAUCCCUCUGGAAAUGGGCGUUUUCAGCUGCGAUUCUCCGCAGCAGGCAGAGUCGACCCGAGCAGACACACCAACCCAGGAAAUAGUCAGCAGCUCACAGUCGACACCGCCUCCAAAGAAAAACAAGGUCAACGUGGCCACCCAGUGUGACCCUGAUGAGAUCAUCGUCCUAUCAGACUCAGAAUAACCUUUUUACCUCUGACCUCUCACUGAACUCCGAGACUCUUCCACAUCUCGCCUGGAUUCUGGGACAGGUCUCCUGAGAGGACGCGUUUCUAAAGGACUGUCUUUGUCUGCUGGCUUUGUAAGAAGAGAAAAAAAAAAUGUCAUACUUUUUUUUUUUCUCCAAACAACAAUUGUGAAAUUUCUGUUAUAAAUAUGAUCUUAACAGUAAAUGAUUUUUCCAAACUACAACGCUAUUCUUGGCUGUGGAAAACAGGAACAACUAUGAAUUUAGUACCUCUUGUCACUUGAUUACAUAUUACAAUACAUAUAUAUAUAUUAUUUUUUUGGGGGGGGGGAAAUCAAGGGGUCUUCUUCUUCUGUGUUCCCUAGAGAAUACAGCUGUCCUUUAGUCUGACCAGAGAAACGUUGGCUGAUGUUGACCUCGGAAGUCUCUCUCUUUUUGCGGUAAAGAUGACUAUUGGACGAUCCAAGCAGGCAAACGCUCUGUCACCGUGUUUUCCUGCCUUCAGUGCAACGUUUCAGUUGGUCGUAGCGUUGAAAUGAGUUUUUUUGCUUCUCGGAACGCAGAGCUAAAAACACUUAUUUUGGGGUGAUUGUCCCUCAACUUGAACUUGUGUUAGUGUGAUUUAGGUAAGAACCCAGUGCCUGAAAACAUGUACCGUGCAGCCCGACGCGUGGCCCAGACGGGGGAGUUUUGUUUUCACAGACACUCGACUGGCAAGGGCUCCGUUAGCUCACUGCCAGUUUGUUUACAUUUCUAUAUUAUAGAUGCAUUUCUUUUCAUAAAGGAGAGAGUGGAGGUAGUGGUUUGUAUAAAGGUAUUUUGAGAGGACUUUGUUUUACUCGCUAUUUAUGAUGCAUUGAUGCUGAGCUGUGCGGUGGUUUGUAGUCCGCUGUCAGCAAGAUGUGUGGACCGCAGCAGUGACAUUGGAGCCUGACGUCUUUUAAUGUUUUCUUUUUAUGUUUCCCCUCAAAACGUAUUUCUAUUUUCAGGUUUCUAAUAAAGUACGUUUCUAUUUUUUAUUCAGACUUUUGUCUGCUGCAGGAUAGCUGGAUAGUUUCCAGAUAGCUAAAAAAAAAAAAAAAGAGAGAGAGAACGGAAGUUAGGAUUGAAGUAGCUCGUUCACUGCAUCUCAAACAGACUUGUGUCCCAGUGACACUGACCUUUGCCUCUGCCCGGCUACAAUAACUACUUUUAUUUACCCCCCAGUUUAAGCCCAGCCCAAAUCACAACUCCCCACAGUAAUUAUUUGUAUAAAUCCAAAAAAAAAAAGUCAAACCAUAAAUGCCAUUUUCUUUGUGUAACCAAACCUGACCCAGUUAAGGAUCCUGAACACCUGAGUGUAAUGACUAGAAGGAAAUGUUAGUCUGACCUGCAAUGAUUCACAAAACAUGUUUCAGAGUUGUUGGGGCAGCUAUUACAUUUCUGUCUCCUCCUGUCGAUACACUGCAUGUUCAGAUAAAUUUAGCAUUAGUUAAAAUUUAGAUUUUACAUUUAGAAUAAAGUUUGUUUAUUUUUUGUAGUUAAAUAUUGUUGCACAGUGCAACUAAGUGCAACUUGCACUUAAGAUCUCCAGCAUUUGAGAGAUUAUUUGUGUGACGACCAGUAUAUAAUGCGUCCUUUAUUAUAACUAGUUGUCUGGCUGGUCCCUCCAUAAUUGAGCACUGUUACAGUUGAUAGAAGUCUUUUGUCGAAGGGUAAUUUCUCAACUUUUUUUCCCUCCGGAAUCCCAUUUUUAUUUAAUUGUACCACAGGUUAAAAUUAUAUUUUGGGGGUAAAAAGCCAUUUCAAUUUCACGAAAUUGUAGGCUAGUCCUGGAAUGUAGCUACGAUCUAUCGGGCAUCAUAUAUGCAGAGGAGUGAUCCAUCAUUCACUGUGAAAUUUUUCUUCUUAAUUUUUGAUAAAUAAAAGAUAUGUUUUUAUACA